Molecule: messenger RNA, 2352 nt
Organism: Adineta steineri
Lineage: Eukaryota; Metazoa; Rotifera; Eurotatoria; Adinetida; Adinetidae
Source: the annotation of a GenBank genome assembly
AUGAGUGAAUUGAAGAAACAAAUUGCUGAUGACAUUGAUCAUAAAAAUAGUACCUCAGCGGCACAUCCAUCUGAACACACACACAUCAUUCAAAACUUUCGUGUCAUUUGGCUUGACAGCAAUAUUGAUACAAUUAAUAAUAGUGAUAGUAUUAAUACAUUAAUGAAAUUACGACAAGUGGUGAAUACUGUGGAAACAUUUACGGAUGUCAAUAAAUGUUUGAACUCUAUAAAUGAUAUUGAUGAUGAAAAGAUAUUUAUGAUUUUAUCUGGAAGAUUUGGUCAAACAAUUAUUUCUGAUGUUCAUAGUAUAUUCUCCUUACAUUCUAUUUAUAUUUUUUGUAGUAAUAAAACACAACAUGAACAAUGGACACAACAAUGGUGUAAAAUAAAAGGUGUUUUCACAGAUAUUACACCAAUUUGUGAAGUAUUAAAACAAGCUGCUCAUGAAUGUGCUCACAAUUCUGUUUCACUUGGAUUUAUUUCAUUGAAUGAUACAGUUAUUGAUCGAAGUUUAGAUCAUCUUGAUAAAUCCUACAUGUAUACACAAAUACUCAAGGAAAUCUUACUGACAAUACCAUUUAAAUCAGAACAUAUGAAAGAAUUUUUUACAUAUUGUCGCAAGAAAUUACUUCUUAAUAAUAAUAUUGAAUUAAAAAAUGUUGAUAAAAUUGAACACGAAUAUCAUGAUCGUAAGCCAAUAUGGUGGUAUACAUAUCAAUGUUUUCUCUAUUCUACAUUAAAUAAAGCAUUGCGUACAAUGGAAGUCGACUUGAUUAUAAAAUUGGGUUUCUUUAUUCAGGAUCUUCACAAACAUAUCGUUCAACUUCAUGCUGAACAAUAUGGUGGACAGAACAAUUCUGAUGUUUUUACUGUAUAUCGUGGUCAAAGUUUAUCUGAAACAGAUUUCAAUCAAUUAAUAUCGACACAGGGUGGAUUAUUAUCAUUUAAUAAUUUUCUGUCUACUAGCAAAAAUCGAAAUGUAUCACUUGCAUUUGCUCGACGAACUAUUAAUAGUUCUAAUAAGAUCGGAGUCUUGUUCAUUAUGAAAAUUGAUCCCAUGAUACGUUCGACACCUUUUGCUAAUAUUAUUAAUACUAGCGCCUUUAAAAAGGAAGAUGAAAUUCUUUUUUCUAUGCAUUCUGUUUUUCGUAUUGGAGAAGCGAAACAGAUUGAUGGUCCUGAUAGUCGUUUGUGGAAAGUAAAGUUAACUUUAACUUGUGAUACUGAUCCACAACUUCAUAGAUUAACUCAACAUAUAAGAACAGAAACCUUUUCUAGUUCCAUAGGAUGGCAUCGAUUAGGUCAAUUACUCAUUAAAUUAGACCAAUUUGAUAAAGCUCAACAAGUAUUUGAAAUCAUACUUAAUCAAUCAAAUGAUCAAGGUGAAAAAGGAAAUAUUUAUCAUAUGCUUGGAAUAAUCAAGAAUAAUCAAGGAAAAUAUUUUGAAGCUAUUGAAGUUUAUGAAAAAUCAAACGAAAUCAAUCAUGAAAUUCAAUGGCAAACUUAUUCAUAUCUCGCUUCCUUUUACAAUAAUAUAGGUUUGGUGUUUGAUAAUAUGGGUGAAUAUUCUGCUGCACUAUCGUCUCAUGAAAAAGCAGUUGAAAUCUAUUGUAAUAGUUUUCCUUCAAACCAUCUUGAUGUUGCCUAUUCUCACAAUAAUAUUGGACGGAUAUAUAACAAAAUGGGUGAAUAUUCAAAAGCACUCUCUUCUCAUGAGAAGGCACUCGAAAUAAAAAAGAAAAAUCUACCUCCUGAUCAUCCCUCAUUGGCUUCUUCUUUCAACAAUAUUGGUUUGGUAUACAGCAACAUCGGCGAAUAUUCAAAAGCUCUUUCUUCUCAUGAAAAAGCACUUGAAAUAAAAUUAAAAAUAUUGCCAUCGGAUCAUCCAUCUUUAGCUUCUUCUUACAAUAAUAUCGGAUUAAUAUAUGAUAAAUUAGGUGAAUAUUCUGCGGCACUUUCAUCACAUGAAAAAGCUCUUGAAAUCAAACAAAAAACUCUUCGUUCAAAACAUCCGCAUUUAGCUACUACGUGUAGUAAUAUUGGAGGAGUGUAUUUUAAAAUGUACGAAUAUUCCAAAGCACUUUUAUAUUACGAAAUGGCACAUGAAAUCUAUUAUAACAGUCUUCCAUCAUAUCAUCCAGGUUUGGCUACUUCGUACAAUAAUAUUGGUUGGGUUUAUAGAAGCAUGGGCGAAUAUCCGAAAGCACUUUCAUAUUUUGAAUCUGCUUUAGAAAUUAGAAGACAUUCACUACCAGCCAAUCAUCCUGAUAUUCAUGAUGUUCAAAAUAGCACUGAUAUCGUUUAUGAUUUCAUUAUUCAGUCACUUGCAAAUGAAGUUAUAAACAGAUAA